GACCUCACCAGCAAGGAUGCCAAUAUUGAUCUGUGCUUUGUCUUGGAUGUGACUGAUGUGGAAGAGGGCCAAGGAGGAUGUCGAGGACUGCAUCACUGAUUCUUGACAGCCAGGAACCUGACCAAAACACUGUCAAAGAAAGAAGAAUGCUUUUCUCCCACAAACUCCAUUUGUGGUGUCAGUCUGUCUUCCACUAUUAGAAAUCUGCAGGCGCUAUGGAGGUGGUAGGAAAUCUGAAGUUUGCUAGAUCCACAUGGCUCCUAUUGAUAACUGCUCAGUGCCUGGCAAAGUGGAAGGAACAAAAGUGAACGUUUUUGACUUUGUGAAAACCCCUGAAACACACCAAUACGUAGUGCAAGCAUGGAGGGAGUUGCUCAAAGGUUAAAAGCAAAAAAAGCAGAGGGACCAAAAUGGAGGACCUCUCUCCGACCAAGGAGAUGGCAAAGACCAGACUCUCUCUGCCCAGGAAGCUAAAGAGACCUUCAAAACAGCACAUCAAGUCUUGCAGUGGCCCAGGAAACUGUAGAACUGGCUGAGGCUGCAGCUGCAGCAUGGGAAAGUGUGAUCCAUGAAAUCUGCUAUUUGAUCUACACAUACUUCUCCUGAUGUCCCACUACGUCAUAUCAACCAUAAGCUUCAUGGGCCCCAGAGUAACCUUUGAAGGCAGUCUACCAAUGGAACACCCUUUAGCAGCACCUCUGUGUGGCAGUGAAAGCAGCAGGGUGGGAGAACAGUAUUUUGAGCUGAUAUGCAUGGGCUGGUAUUGUUUGAACUCCCCAGCCCUCCUGCCUGGCAGCAUGAAGAAAGGGUACAAUGAGCUGCUCAGCUGAAAUGUCCCUUGGUACUUGUUACACACCGUGCCUGCUCACACUGUUGAAGCACUUGAACUCAGACUAAAAUAAAGCUGGUGAUGAGACUUGAAGACCCUGAAGUUAGUGUGCCUCGGCGCUGGUGGCCCCUCUUGUUCUGUUGACCUUUAUCUGGUGAUGGUGAGUCCGACUUCAGAGCAGUAUGACAGUUUGCUCCAGCAGAUGUCAGAGAGGAUUGAUGAGGGAUGUGGGGAGACCAUCUAUGUCAUUGGGCAAGGAUCAGACGGGACUGAAUACGGUCUGAGCGAGGCAGACAUGGAAGCGUCCUAUGCCACGUUGAAGAGCAUGGCAGAGCAGAUCGAGGCAGACGUGAUCCUCCUGCGGGAGCACCAGGAGGCAGGGGGCAAGGUGCGCGACUACCUCGUUCGGAAGCGCGUGGGUGACAACGACUUCCUGGAGGUCAGGGUAGCAGUGGUUGGCAAUGUGGACGCAGGAAAGAGCACGUUGCUGGGUGUCUUGACUCACGGCGAGCUAGACAAUGGCCGAGGCUUUGCUCGGCAAAAGCUCUUCCGCCACAAGCACGAGAUUGAGUCAGGCCGCACCAGCAGCGUGGGCAAUGACAUCCUGGGCUUCGACAGCGAGGGCAACGUGGUGAACAAACCCGACAGCCACGGUGGCAGUUUGGAAUGGACAAAGAUCUGUGAGAAAUCCACCAAGGUCAUUACUUUCAUUGACCUGGCUGGUCAUGAAAAGUACCUGAAAACCACCGUCUUUGGCAUGACUGGCCACUUACCUGAUUUCUGCAUGCUUAUGGUUGGCAGUAAUGCUGGGAUUGUUGGCAUGACCAAGGAGCACUUGGGCCUGGCGCUUGCACUUAAUGUUCCCGUCUUUGUUGUGGUGACCAAGAUUGACAUGUGCCCUGCCAACAUCCUGCAAGAAACCCUGAAGCUGUUACAGCGACUGCUGAAGUCCCCAGGGUGCAGGAAGAUUCCCGUGCUGGUUCAGAGCAAGGAUGAUGUCAUUGUAACAGCCUCCAACUUCAGCUCAGAGAGGAUGUGCCCAAUUUUCCAGAUUUCAAAUGUUACCGGGGAGAACCUAGAUUUGCUGAAGAUGUUUCUUAAUCUCUUGUCUCCACGGACCAGUUACAGGGAAGAAGAGCCAGCAGAAUUCCAGAUAGAUGAUACUUACUCUGUCCCGGGCGUAGGAACAGUUGUCUCUGGGACGACACUGAGAGGCCUCAUCAAGCUAAAUGACACCCUUCUGCUGGGGCCAGAUCCCCUUGGCAACUUCCUGCCUAUUGCUGUCAAGUCCAUCCACCGCAAGAGAAUGCCUGUCAAAGAAGUGCGGGGAGGCCAGACUGCCUCCUUUGCUUUGAAGAAGAUCAAGCGCUCUUCCAUCCGGAAAGGCAUGGUAAUGGUGUCACCCCGCCUGAAUCCACAAGCAUCGUGGGAGUUUGAAGCAGAGAUUCUGGUGCUCCAUCACCCCACCACCAUCAGCCCACGAUAUCAGGCCAUGGUGCAUUGUGGCAGCAUCCGCCAGACGGCCACGAUUCUCAGCAUGGACAAGGAUUGCCUGCGAACAGGGGACAAAGCCACAGUGCACUUUCGCUUCAUCAAAACCCCGGAAUACUUGCAUAUAGACCAGCGCCUGGUCUUCCGUGAAGGCCGCACCAAAGCCGUGGGUACCAUCACUAAGUUACUCCAGACCACCAAUAACUCGCCAAUGAACUCCAAGCCACAGCAGAUCAAGAUGCAGUCAACUAAGAAGGGAGCUGUUACAAAACGAGAGGAUGGUGUUCCUGCCACUGGGACGGCAGCUGGAGGCCCACCAGCUGGGGACGAGGCCCCCUCAACAGCUGCAGCACCAUUGACAGCUACUGCCCUGCAACCAUUGCCUGCCCUGGACGAAGAGCCCCACAUCCGUGAGGGCAAUAAGUCAAAAGUCGGAGGAGGAGGCCGGCGACGUGGGGGUCAGCGCCAUAAAGUGAAAUCUCAGGGAGCCUGUGUGACUCCUGCCAGUGGUUGCUGAAUUUCUUAUUCCUCCUCUCUCUGAGGAAUUCCUCCCCUUCCUUUCAUUUCUUAUCCAAAAGAUCCAGAGCAGCUUAAACCAAAACCCAUCCCAGCUGAUUGGCUGCAGAAGAAUCGUCCCUCCUCCCUGAAGGAAGCGAUGGAGAGGAGCAUAAUUUAUAAGCUAAUGAAGGUGAUAAGACACAGAGAACUGAGUAACUGACACCUUCCUCCUCCACCUGUUGACACAUUUUUGUACAUCAUGGGCUUAGUUUUUAUUCUUAUUAGUUUUUAUUAUAUUUUGUGUGCAUGAAGAUGAGAGGAGAGUCUGGAUAGAACUGCGAAGAGCCAGUUAGUUGCCUCCCUCCUCCCUCACCCCUUUCUGUCCACAGGACUUGCUGCUCUCCCUCUAUUUGCUGUCUCAGAUCCAGGGGUUAUCGAACGCCUGAAAUUGCAGACUUGCAAAAGUUAAAACACGUUGCUUAGGAUGGCUCCAUGGGGCAUUGUUUCCUCACCACAGUGGCCCUGUGCCAAAUAUGUUUCUGGAUUCCCUCCCUCUUAAACUAUUUCUAAGUGAAUUUAAUUUAAUGUUGUAGUGACUGAAGUUUGAAGAAGAUGGUAAGAAAGUUCUUUAGUUGGAGAUCUAAGAGGGAAACAAAUUGGAAAGCAGUUCUUGAUGUUAAAUUCAGGGAUCCUAUGCUAAAUUUCCUUCUCAAAUAAUGCUGAUAGCACUUAAGAUUUUUAUUAGUAACAGAGUUAACUGGGCAGAUGUAUGCCCAUCCUGUUCCCCUUCCCAUUGUGCUGCUUUUCCUAGUGUUUGUUCACUGCACAUGGAAGCAAAUCUCACCUGCCUCUCAAGGCUGCAGCAUCUCAACUGACAGUAUUAAGAAUAUAGUGCAGGAACACUCAGUCUGUCCCUUGAGCCAGAGAAAGCCUUCUCACCUCGACAGACAGAGGUGGCAGGUGGCAAUAUACCUUUGGAACAGAGACACCAGGCUAACAUGACCUCCCCUUGAUUUUGUUUACUCCAAGAUUUCCAAAAUCUUUCCUGGAACUCAGUGGCCAAACUUUGCAAUGGCAGAGGUAGGAUUUGUCUUCUCUCCUCUUGACCAAAGAGGGCAGUGAUGAAUUGGUACCAAAUUUAUAGAAGUGCUUUCAGGACUGGAAGUACAUAGUAAUUUUUGUGACUUUUAAUUUCAUUGUUUUUUAAGAUUGUAUUUUAUUUUAAUUACAAAUUCUUGCUUCUCCAGGAAGGCCCUGCAAGGAUAGUCUACAAAUUACUGUUAGAAUGUUUUUUUAACCCUGAGUUGUGCAAGUGAUCGAUUCCCUGCAUAUUUUGAUCUCCCUUCUAACCCUGCCCCUUUGCUUGGCUCCGGUGAGGAUAGGAGUUAUCCUCUGCCAGCUUGUGGUGAGCUGUGGGAGCGUGGUAGGAUUUUGAGGAGGAGGAGGUGGCAUCCUUAGCAAAUCAUGGCUCUCCCCAGCAGGUGUGGUCAGCCUCGGUUUCUCUGAGGGCUUCCUCCUCCAACGAAGGACUUCUGUUUUAAUUAGAGAGAGACUGUAAAGCUUCUGUCCCUCCUGAGCGGGUUGUUCCUGUUUCUUACUCUGUGGCCUCUGUGUGGAGUUCAUUCCAGUUCACCUUGUGAUUCAAGGUGAGGCUUUCACACCGACUGAGUGGCAGCAGGCUCAGGGGCCACAGUGCAUCUCCCGAUGCCAACACCAGCACUCCAAGAGCAUUAAGUGGCACAGGAGAGGUGAGAAACAUGGUUUGGAAACGAGGGUACUUUGCCUUAGAGACUACAGUGGCUUGAGCAUGGGUGGGAGGGGGAGGUCAGACAGUCCUUUUCCAAGCUAUGUGCCUAAAUACCAGCACUCUCCUGGCGAGGGAGGAACUAUAGGCGGCUACAACACUAAUAGCACCCACAUUGUGAGGGGGUGUGAGGUGUGGCUAAGCAGGGCAUGAAGGCCUGGGGUUUUUGUCUUCUGACCCUGUAGCAGCAUCAAACUGCAUCUGAUUUCACUGUCCUCUGCUUCUGAGGGGAGCAGGGAGCUCCAGGCGGUUUUCUCUUUCUCCAUUCCUUGUGCUCCAAAUGAAGGAGACUGCCGAGAAUGAAAGAAGGUUCACUUCAAUUUGUGCAAAGGAGGCGGUGUGAUCUCUCUUUUGUGACCAGCAUUUAAAGAUCACUCAGGCUGGUGUGAUCUAUAAAAUAAAUUUUAAAAAAGUUUGUUCCAAGUUAAA
This is a messenger RNA of Corapipo altera (White-ruffed manakin), 5051 nucleotides long. It is a transcript of the gene GTPBP1, whose product is annotated as GTP binding protein 1. Bases 987 to 2837 code for a protein of 616 amino acids. NCBI's taxonomy places the organism in Eukaryota, Metazoa, Chordata, Aves, Passeriformes, Pipridae. Gene Ontology annotation, biological process: translational elongation. The transcript has 15 exons. Gene Ontology annotation, molecular function: GTP binding; GTPase activity; translation elongation factor activity. The record is from RefSeq and is a predicted model, not a curated record.